GACGCUAGAGCCAGCGCUGCAGAGGCAAAAGCACACAGUAAUAUAGCAGUCCAGACGCGCAGCAAACCGACCCGCAAUGUCUUUGUAGCUCUUUUAUCACGGAUUAGCGGUAAAGCACCUGUUUUAAAAGUAACGAAAGACGCUCUCUGUUCGUGUUUGAGCACCACAGGCGCAAAUAGAGGCGCACUUUCGAGACUUGCUUGUGUCCUCUUGGACUUUUGGACAGUCGCUGAAAAAUUAUUGUCGUUUCUGAUGAUCUUUUUCCCCUUUGAGACGAGUAAGUAAUUAAUCGCUGCUGGAUGAACACGACCACGGAGUCUGGCAUUGGGGGGACGGGUGCAAGACUUCAAGGAUGUAGUUUCUGAGCACCUGAGUGGAGCAUCCAGAUCUGAAGAAUAAACUUCGUAAGGCAACUUUGCUUACUUUCUAUACCGUGAAAACGCAUCGAGCCAUGGGUUGAAAGAAACGUUGUGCUCGGUGGGGAUCUUCAGUGUGGGAGGGAGAACCAUCUUCUGAGUUAUGUAAUGAUUGACUCUGCCUGAUCAUUACUGAUAGAUCUUAAUCAGAGAGGCCACAGUGCAUGUGUGUAUGGAUUCAUUUUAAUCUUAGACAUCCUUCAAAGUACUUUGAGAUACCUCCUUCAUAGAAUUGCGUUUGAAUCUUUUCUUCAGUGAUGGCCUGCACUAGUAAAGCAUUCCAUGCUGGUUUGGCAUGCUCCUGGCUGCAGGAAAUUAGACAAUCUACUGUUUCUUCAGCUCACUUAUCGGCGUUGAACCUUCUCCUCCGCAUGGCAACAUCUCAAAGAGCUUCUAAAAUGCUCUAAGGUUUACGUUUGCCCUCACAUUCGACACUAUGUAGUCAUCCUGACAUAUUACUUCUGUCAUUGCUUCUUUCUGAACACCUGACGCUAAAAGUUCAUCUAAUCCAGAGCCUCCGUUGGUCCCUCCCUCCCCCCCACUCAUCAGGGCUGGUGGGGGGGGUGGAUCGCGACCCCUUGGGGUUGAAGCCGCGGUGGAUACUUCCACCGCCAAAGGCAGGGCUUCCGCCAUGGAGGCCAGCCCGGAGAGCCCGAACCGGGCUGUGGAGUACCUCCUGGAACUCAAUAACAUCAUUGAGAGCCAGGCCAAGCUCCUGGAGACCCAACGGCGGCGCAUCGAGGAGCUGGAAGGCCAGCUAGACCGGGUCAAGCAGGAGAACCAGGGUCUGAGGCAGGAUAGCAGCCCUCGCACCCCCGGCUCGGACACCCCGGAACAGAACCACAAUCACAACCAGCCUCUGUCGCUUCCCAUCCAUCAUGACGGGGACGGCGGCACCUCCUCAGCUCAGACCAAAACAGGAUCCGCCACCACACCUGCAGGGUCCAGGGAGAGAAGGACCCACACCAGGCUGACCCGUGGCCUUUCCUGUGGCUCAUCCACCGCUGAGAGAGACCGCCUUGAACGCACCGACAGCACAGACACCAACACCAGCUCCACCAUUCGCAGAAAUGUACGGCCAUCGGCCAUGUCAGGGCAGCCCACCUCAGCUCCCAGCACUCCUUCCACAACGGGCAGCACUGUCCUCGCCACGCUCUUCUCCAGCAGUCUGACUGUUCACAGCUUCGUCAGCCUCCAUCAGUACUGCUGCCCUUCCACUGACCAUAGCUUACAGCAGCAGGGCAGUGUGGAAGUGGAGUCCCAGUGUCCGGGGGAGUCUGGCACCCACAAAGACACUUCUUUCAGCCAGGCACCUUACCUGCGAAGCUCCAAGCGCUACAUUGACAGCAGCGGUGGUAUUAUCUCCUCAAGCUCCAGGAGCCCUUCAUAUGUGGCUGCCUCCAGUUCAGCCAGCCUGGCCUGGGCGUUACGAACACGGCACCAGCCUGCCAGCCUAGCCCUUCGCAAGCAGGAAGAAGAGGAAAACAAGAGGUGCAAAGCUCUUUCAGACAGUUACGAACUCUCAACUGACCUUCAGGAUAAAAAGGUGGAAAUGCUGGAAAGAAAGUAUGGGGGUUCCUUUGUGAGUCGCAGGGCAGCCAGGACCAUUCAGACGGCCUUUCGGCAGUAUCGCAUGAACAAGAACUUUGAGCGCCUCCGAAGCUCGGCCUCUGAGAGUCGAAUGACACGUCGCAUCAUUCUGUCAAACAUGAGGCUUCAGUAUUCCUUUGACGAGCGCCAGUCUCAGCAGCAGGCCCAGACGCAGACCAAUUUCACUCACAGUGUGGCGAUAGGACCUCCUCAUUCUCCUGACCCUGACCGCCCGGGAGACUACACACACUUGGAGGACUCCUUCUCCAAACAGGUUAAGUCCUUAGCUGACUCCAUAGAUGAUGCCCUGACCUGCCGUGCAGGUCGCAAUGACUCUCAGGAGGAUAGCAAAGAUGGUGGUGGUCUCAGUGAAGAUUUUGGGGAGUGUGUGUGGAGCAGCAGCAGCAAUCCCUCCUCUCAAAGAGGCCUUGGUGAAAGAGCCAGAGGAGUAGGAGGAGGGCUCAGCAUGCAUGGAGACAGUACAGCUACCUCGUAUAGUGAUGUCACGCUUUACAUGGAUGACGGCAUGCCAUCCUCCCCACUCUCUCCAGACCGGGCUCCCAGCAGCACAGACACUGAGUACUGGGGACCUGGUGGUGGCGUCGGAGUGCGUGAAGACAGCAGGGACACAGAGGGAGGGGGCAGUAGUAACAGCCGGCGCAGUACACCUUGCACAGAGUGCAGAGACUAUCGUCUGAGGGGCGCACAUUUGCCUCUCCUCACUAUUGAGCCACCGAGUGACAGCUCAGUAGACAUGAGUGACCGUUCAGACCGUGGCUCUCUAACCAGACAAAUGGUUUAUGAGCAGGAUCCAGCAGUGGGGGCUGGCUCUCCUCAGGGAACCCUCAAACACUCCCCCAACACAGGCGCCCGCUCACCCUCAACAGCAGCCGCCCAGGGUCAGAUCAGAGCGCCUGGACGAGCCAUCCCCACACACAUCCCUCACCAGGUGGCCUCACACCACCACCACCACCACCAUCACCACCCCAUACAUCACCAUCAGUACCCUGACACACCUUCGUCCUCUUCAUCACCCCAGCAGCCACCCACGACCCCUCUGUCAUCAUCGUCCUCCACAGCUCUGCCUACUGGAGGCCUGGAGCAGCCAUGUUGCUCAGAUGGAGACAACGACUCUCUCAACUCCACCACCAACUCCAAUGAGACAGUCAACUGCAGCUCUGGUUCCUCAUCUCAGGACAGUCUGCAGGAACCUCUGCCCCCUCUAGGCAAGCAAACCUAUCAGAGGGAAAGCCGCCAUAGCUGGGAUUCGCCACCCUUCAACAGUGACGUAGUGCAGAGACGUCAGUACCGCAUAGGUCUCAACCUUUUCAACAAGAAGCCAGAGAAAGGGAUCCAGUACUUGAUUGAGAGAGGCUUUGUGUCCGACACUCCUGUUGGGAUCGCUCGAUUUAUCCUGGAGAGGAAAGGUCUGAGCAGGCAGAUGAUUGGAGAGUUCCUGGGAAACCGUCAGAAGCAAUUCAACAAAGAUGUUUUGGACUGUGUGGUUGAUGAGAUGGACUUCUCAGGAAUGGACCUGGAUGACGCUCUGAGGAAAUUCCAGGCUCAAAUCAGAGUUCAGGGAGAAGCACAAAAAGUGGAGCGACUCAUCGAGGCCUUCAGUCAGAGAUACUGUGUGUGUAAUCCUGUCCUGGUUCGGCAGUUCCAAAACCCUGACACAAUCUUUAUCUUGGCCUUCGCUAUAAUCCUCCUCAACACAGACAUGUACAGCCCCAACGUCAAAGCAGAGAGGAAGAUGAAACUUGAGGAUUUUAUCAAGAAUUUAAGAGGCGUUGAUAAUGGUCAGGAUAUUCCCAGAGACCUGCUUGUAGGAAUCUACCAGCGCAUACAGAAAUGGGAGCUACGCACCAAUGACGACCAUGUGUCCCAAGUGCAGGCAGUGGAGAGAGUCAUUGUGGGCAAGAAGCCUGUGCUGUCUCUUGCCCAUCGUAGGCUGGUGUGUUGUUGCCAGCUGUAUGAGGUGCCUGACCCUAACAGACCUCAGAGAACGGGUGUGCAUCAGCGGGAGGUCUUUCUCUUUAACGACCUUCUUGUGGUAACCAAAAUCUUUCAGAAGAAGAAAACCUCAGUGACUUACAGUUUUAGACAAUCUUUCCCUCUGGUUGAGAUGCAAGUGCAUAUGUUCCAGAACUCAUACUAUCCUCAUGGUAUCCGCCUGACCUCAGCUGUCUUGGGUGGGGAAAGAAAAGUUCUUAUCGUCUUUAUGGCCCCCAGUCAGCAAGACCGCACCCGCUUUGUUAGUGACCUCAGGGAGAGUGUUGCUGAAGUGCAGGAGAUGGAGAAAUAUAGAGUUGAAUCGGAGUUGGAGAAGCAAAAAGGUGUUAUGCGUCCCAGCUUGCUCACUGGAGUUGUGGUUGGUGGAGGAGCUGGUGUGAAGAGUGAUGUAGUGAAUGGUGUGUUAGGAAGGACAAGUUUUGAUGACAACUGCGAAGGUCUCAAACGCACCGCACUCAGCUCAUCUCUCAGGGACCUAUCGGAAGCAGGGAAGCGUGGUCGCAGCAACAGUGUUGGUUCUCUGGACAGUACCAUGGAAGGGUCCAUCAUUAGCAGUCCACAGCCUCACCAGCGCUAUCCAGUUCCAGGUGUUGUUCCUAGCCACUACGGAACAGAAGACUUCCGGCCUCAUCGCCCUAUCCUGAGCCCCGGAACAGGGAUGGGGGGUGGGCCGGGGCAGCAACAUACCACUGCUGGGACCGCAGUUGGGGGCGUCCCCAGCAGUGUGGAGAGAGCAGGAGUUGGCAGCGGCCCUGGGGGGAGCAGCAACAACAGCGGUUCCUUCCUGGGAUCACUAUUCGGCAGCAAGCGCGCCAAAUCACCAGGGCCCCUUAUUCCACCGGGGCCACCUUACCCCGCACCUGUGCCCCCACCAACGACGGGAGGGCCCCCACCUCACUCCCCUUCAUCCCUGUGCCAGCAGUUGGAGGGGGGGCCUUCCAAGAUCCAGGCCCUGCACGCACAGUACUGUCACGCGGCUACCGUGCAGCCCCCACCACCGUACUACCACCACCAUCGCUACCACAUGCAAAAUGUCCCUCCACCUUUGCAAGGAGUGCCCCCUCAUACUACACAGAGAAGCCCGCAACCCUGUCGUCCAGUCCUUGGCCCUUUACACGUCGCGCACCCGCAGCUGGCCCAUCUCUCCCAGCUCUCACAGCAUGGGCUUCCAUGUCGCUACACCAACAUGGUGGUGGGAUGCCCCCCCCUUUCUCCUCUCUCCCAGCAUUCGCCGAACCCGCAGUUUGCCCUGUACCACGUCCAGCCCACACACUCUAUCAGAGGGGGCAGCAGCUCUGUUACCAAACCUCCCCUAACCUUGUCUCACUCGCAUCCACACCCCCACACCCACUCCCAAACCCACCCCGGGCACGUGCUCACACCACACCCAGCCAGCCACUCCACCCAUCAAACACACUUCAUAUUCGGCACUCUGCCCCACAAUCUACCGUCCGCUACCGUCAACGCACAUCACACAGCCUCCGCCGGCCCGUAUCUGCCCCAGUACCCUCCUCUUUCUUCGAUCCCCCCUCCCCCACCACACUCCCCUUUACCCCCCCCUUCAUCCCCCCUUACCCCUCUUACACCUCUCUCCCCUCACCCCCCCCAGCACCCCGGGCAGCCUCAGCAGGGGCCACAGGUGACGGGGGCCGGAUCGACGGGUACAGGGGGAAGCUCCAAAUCCAAACCUAUCAACCGGAUAAGUACCGUAGUGUGAGCAGGAUGUGGGCGGCCCGCAGCCAUAGGUCAGAUGAUAGAGUGCAAGAGGUCAGCAGAGCCAGAGCGAGGGCGAGGUCGGCCAGGACAGAAAGUAACAGUAGCAGCGCAGUCGACAAGAGGAAACGCAGUUUGCUGCGUCUCUGUUACUUUCACCUCCGUUUCCCACAUAUGUAAACUGGGAGAUGGCAAAAUGACAUAAACUGCACACACAAUCAGAAAAUUCUAUAGCCAUAUAAUUUCCGAUGAAUAAAGUGUAUUUCUUGGCGCUGCAUCUGUUUUAACUCUUAGAAGUAUAUAGUUUAAGAAAGUAUUUAUAUGUAUAUAAAAAAGACAACCAUACUGUACAUCGAGCUGCUUACAUUGAGUAUCGGAGCAAAGAAUAUGCCACCAAAAAUAGGGUUCAGCAAAGUUUAAUAUUAUAAACAGCCACAUCGCAAAAACUGUCACUUGCCUCUGCAAUAAUUUCCUUAGCCUCAUGAUGUCCUCAUUCACUGCAGGGUCUACUUGGCAAAUACUAUUGUUUUAUUUCUGAAGAUGACCUCAGAGUUGUUGCUGUGUAUUUUGUUUUUGUUUUCGGCUUAAUGGUCUUUUACAUGUCAACAGGAGCCAUCUGGCUUCGUAAUGCAUUCUUUCGGGAGUUUGGGAAAUGAAACGUACAUCUACAAUCUAUUGUGAAUGUUUUUGAAGCUUCUUGCUGUUUUAUGAAUAUUACAUAAUAUCUGCUACGAGUAUGAUAAAUAGUGUUUGUAUGUAUCAGCAUAUGUUUGAACGUGGUUAUAACGAGUAGAAGCACAAAACGAGUGUUACAUUCCUAACGGAGAGUGCUUUGAUUAAAAAUAAUACUUUUACAUCACUCACACCAUUAUGUAAUCUCAUCCAAAUUCAUUGUUUUUUUCAAUUACAUGAAAUAUCAGUGAUGUUUUGUUUCAACUGACAAUAUUUGUGUUGUUUGUUUGAAGGAAGGAAAACUUCCCGCAUUCUUUUUCUUUCAUUGUUGGAAAAAAAGUGGAAAUGUAGGAAUAUCAACUUUCUUUUUCCUACUCAUCACAUUUAGCAUUGGGUAUAUAGAUAUGUUUUGAAGAAGCACGCUUUUACAAGAGGAUUUGUGAAUUUUGCACGUGAUGUCUUAAGUCAGAAAUGACCUUCAUCUUACUCUCACCCCUCCAGCCCACUUUUUAAGAACUUGCUUCCUACAUUUUCUGAUGCUUUAGAUUUCCGCUGGGGAUUCUUACAAUAUAUAAAAAAAAAACUAAAAAAAACAGACUUAACAAUAAUUAAGAAUGUAAAACAGCCCACAGGUACUUGCAUUCCUUAUUAUUCUGUGGGUCUUGUGUACCUUUUUGCGUCUGCAAUAUUUUCAGUUGUGAGUAUAUACUGACAUAUAGUUACCUACAGUGCCAGCUAAUAAUAAGAGGAACGAUUACAUAUUAUAAUUGAUGAGUAGAGGAGUGUGGACAAAACUGUGCCAAUCUUUGAUAUUAACAGACUGAAACAAAACUUGAAAGUCUGAAUACACAAAAAAAGGCUAUACAAAGGAGGUUUGGGGAAAGUCAAGAAUGUGAGAUGAAGGUUUUAUAUGUAUUUGUUUGUGUUGCUUAGCCUUUUUCUUUCAUGGUGUCAUAUUUGACUCUUCUUGCAUGAAUACUGUAUAUCUGCACUUAUUUAAUAGAUUGUACUGUAUAAACCUGAAUGUAAAUAAUAUACUAUAGGCUUCUUCUCAGCCAUGGGACAAAGUGCUACCAGUUUGUAUUCAGGUGCGUGCAUGUGAGUGCCAUAAUGUAUGUACAUAUGAGGAAUAGAAAAUGUUGUCCAAAAGGAAUAGCUACUUGUUUUGCUUCCCUAUAUUCAUAAUGACUGAAGAUGAGAGAAUGAAUUUGACUUUAAUGUUUAUGCUUACAUGUUAGUGCACUUAUUGAUAUUUUUUUUUAACAACUGAGUUACAUUUUCUUUUGUGGUUCUGUUAUGUGUGCCAAAAGAAUAUACAUUUGAUAUGUGAAUAUUUAUUGCUUCUGAUCAAUUAAAGUGUCCUUGCAGUGACAUUAA
This is a messenger RNA of Entelurus aequoreus (snake pipefish), 7781 nucleotides long. RefSeq names its product IQ motif and Sec7 domain ArfGEF 2b (gene iqsec2b). NCBI's taxonomy places the organism in Eukaryota, Metazoa, Chordata, Actinopteri, Syngnathiformes, Syngnathidae. The record is from RefSeq and is a predicted model, not a curated record. Gene Ontology annotation, biological process: actin cytoskeleton organization; regulation of ARF protein signal transduction. Bases 1048 to 5736 code for a protein of 1562 amino acids. Gene Ontology annotation, molecular function: protein binding; guanyl-nucleotide exchange factor activity. The transcript has 15 exons.